Messenger RNA from Leptidea sinapis, 3258 nucleotides. RefSeq lists its product as uncharacterized. Bases 1 to 3258 code for a protein of 1085 amino acids. The transcript has a single exon. The record is from RefSeq and is a predicted model, not a curated record. NCBI's taxonomy places the organism in Eukaryota, Metazoa, Arthropoda, Insecta, Lepidoptera, Pieridae.
AUGAUUAAUAUAAGAUAUUAUUAUAAUCUUAUAUUUAUUUUUUAUGUUGAAUUCGAUUCAAUAGAAUCGAAAAAACCUAUUAAUAAGCAAAAUUAUGCUUCUUGGCGAUUAGAAUGUGAGUUAGGCAUUAAUUCUGAUGAAGAUUGUCCCAUAGAUGGUGGAUGGUCUUCUUGGAGCUCUUGGUCCGCAUGCCAAGGGGAAUGUGAUAACGUAGGUUAUCGUAAACGAUCAAGAGAGUGUAAUAACCCACCGGCAUCACAUGACGGAUUGCCAUGUUCUGGUACGGAUCAACAACUUGAACCCUGUUUUUUCACCAAUUGCACAGUUGAUGAUUUUAGAAGAUUAGCAAAUCGUGAUGCAUCGAGAAUAUCAGCCAUACGUGAAUUAGAGGCUGUUCCCGUUUUAAUGGAACUUUGUUUGCAAUCAGAUUGUCUGUAUGAACAAGUAGAAUCUACUUUAGCAUAUGAUAACACUUGGCAACUAAAUACGGAAUCAUUAUGGAAUGCUCUGCAAUGUGUGAAAUAUAACUUAGGUUGUCCCGUACAAGGAGAGUGGGGUUCAUGGGGUGCCUGGUCAGCAUGCGGAGCUCGCUGCGGAAAUGGCUCACGUUGGAGAUUACGAAAAUGUGAUACACCUCCACCUUCAGAUGGUCGACUCGUUUGUUCAGGAGAUCCUUUGCAAUUUCAAUCAUGUGAAGGUGAUCAAUGUGCAAUUGAUGAGCCUAUUUUGGAACCUUCGGUAAGAGGUUCGUGGAGUGAGUGGAGCCCAUGGUCACAUUGUUCAGAAAAGUGUGGCUUUGGAGUAAGACGACGCAAUAGGUCAUGUAAAGAAAAUGACUUACCACGGGUAUCCUUUUCAUGGGGAACACAUUGCCGGGGUUCACACGACGAAUUGGAGGUUUGCUCUCAAAAAAAAUGUAGACUCGAUGGAGGGUGGACUGGUUGGAGAUCCUGGGGGCCUUGCUCACAAGCCUGUGGUGCAGGGAAGCGGAUCAGAACUAGAUGUUGUACGCGCCCUAUCCCUUUUGGUGGGGGUGCAAACUGUUAUGGUCCAAGAGUUGAAAUUGGGACUUGUCAUUUAAAACCAUGUGAUGUGUACGUUCGAGAUGUUGCGUUAUUUAAUGGAGAUUCUUAUUUACAAUUCAAUUUUUUGAGAAAACGUUCAAAAUAUCUUCAUUUUUAUAUUCGUUUCAUGCCCUUGUCGCCAAGAGGCACUUUAAUGCGUAGGGACUUUUUAAGUUUUCCGUUUAUCAGGCUUAGUUUACAUAAAUGGCAUUUAUGCUUAGAUGUUAGUGGGUCAUCAAAGUUAUGCAGCUUACCAAGGAUUUGUUCAUCUACCGCCAUCGAACCAGCUAUUUGGCACACAGCAAUGGUAACUUUUACUUGUGACGCUGCAUCGCUUAGGUUGAAUGGCGAGCAAGUACUUUUUAGUGAAACUAUUUCAUGUGAUCCUGAACUAGAUAGUAAUAGUAUUAACAUUUUUACUGGUGAGAGAUUUCACGGAGCUGUCCAGGAAGUCAUACUUAAUUUUAUUCCUUUAAAAUUAACUAUAGGAAAAGAGCGUCAGUUUCUGAAAAGAAAUAACCUUUAUCCAUUGUCAGCAUCUAAUAUGAUAUACGACAAGGCAAAUAUAGAAGAAGCUUUUAUAAAUUUAGAUCACGGUUACUUUUUACGGAUUCCUUGUUUUAAUACGUGUAAUGAAAGUUGGCAUCUACAGUUAACUUUAAAACCGAAUAGAGAUGGUGGCGUAAUUAUGUUUAUUUACGACAGUGAAACCAGUAAUUGGAUUUUGAUGUCGCUGCAGAACAUGCGAAUAAAACUUAAAGUAAGAGUAGGUCAUUCUAUGCUGGAAGCCAUGAGCACAACAGAAUGCUUGCCUGACCAAUGGCUUGAUUUGUCAUUAUCAAAAAAACGAAAUGCAAAUAAAAUCGAAGCACAUGUAAAUGGAGGGGAACCGCUUCAUAUACAAUUAAUAGGCAACUAUAACCAAAGUUUUAAGAAUAAUAAUGAUAGCAUUGAUAAUGAACGUUGCUCUUAUAAUAACUUAUUAGGAAAAGAUUUCUUCAUUAAGAGACCUAAUGAAAUAAACUGUACUGAUGAGUUUCUUAUUGGUGGUGUAUCACCUGUUAUUCACGAUAAAGACCUUGCAGAUGCCACACACUUCUCAGGAAUUAUUGCAUCUUUAACGAUUAAUAAUAUUAAAAUGGAUUUGCAUGAGUAUAGCUUAGAACGCUAUAAGGACAGAAAUAUACAGUUGUCAUCUCGAACUGCUAGCAUAUCCAGUAUAUACCAAGAAAUAUCAUGGGGCAAAUCAAAUAAACUUAAUUUGACAUGUCUCUACUCAAAAAAUAUACGUAAAAGAGAUCAUGCAAGAUAUUGGUUAUAUCUGGACACUGGAAUUCGAAACGGAACACUGAAUAAUAAAAAUAUUACCAUAUUAGAUAACCAUAGAAUGCUCCGAGUAUCUUUCGAUACUAAUGAUGAUAUACGAGGUUUUUAUACAUGUCGAGCAUUUUAUAAUAAGCGAACCCGAAACAUUAUUACCUAUGGCGUCACCGGAAAAUACAAAAAUAAUUUUACCGGUCCAGACUUCACCACAGCCAUAGCAGUAUUAUCUACACUGUCGUUCGUUAUAUUUACACUAUCGUGGCUUAUUAUUGAGGGUAUCCGAGACUUACGUGAUGGUUAUGGAUUUUUCCGAGAUGCACAUUUUUCACCAGAGAAAGAGGCUGAAGCUAUUUGCCAAUACAUUGAUCGAAAUAUAAAUUUAUUGGGUUCUGAGAGUGUUGCUAAACAAGUUAAAGCUAGAGUAAGACGUAGAGCGCACCAAAUGGCGAGUCGUGCCAGUUUUGCUGCACAGGAACCUGAAGGCUUAAUAGAAAUCAAUAGAGAAAUAUACGGUGAUGAUGAAGUAAUUUUAACGGACCAAGACGAACUACCUGCACUGCCAAGUGCUUCUCAUGACGUCUACAGGUGUGAACCAUCCUAUAUUAGCUCUCCUCGCCAUGGCUCCAAUUUAACGUCACCACGGACAAAAUUGUCUUCUUCGUCAUCACAGAAUACUUCCCCUAGAGUUCUUUGUUCGGCUUUACUAUUGACCAAGAAUAAAUAUUCAAAUUUGCGAUUGAAAAAGAUAAAAUCGAAUCCAAAAAACAGACCCCACCUUAAAAUGGAAUCCGCACAUUCAUUCAAUGUCAAUUUAUCGCCCGGAAAAAGAAUACUGGAAAGAUUUCUUGAAUUAAAAGCUAAUGAUUCUUAA